AUGACCUCCUCGAUAUCCUGAAGAGCUACGACGCAAGAGCCACCUUCUUCAUCACUGGGACAAACCUUGGGAAGGGACAGAUCAAUGAUCCAACCACAAUAUAUCCGCAAAUCAUCAGAAGAAUGCAUGCCGAGGGCCAUCAGAUUGCCAGUCACACUUGGUCUCACCAGAACGCCAGCCAGUUGACCACCACGCAAUUCACGAACCAAAUGAUCUGGAACGAAAUUGCGCUCAACUCAAUCCUCGGCUUCUUCCCGACCUACAUGAGGCCCCCUUAUUCUAUCUGCGAGAAGAACUGCCAAGACAUCCUCUCAACCCUGGGCUACCACGUGGUGUAUUUCGACCUCGACACGGAGGGGUACCUUCACGACGAUGCGACGGAGAUCCAGACCAGCAAAGAUAUUUGGGACGACGCCAUCGAUGGCUCUGACCCGUCCUCGGACAAUUUUCUGCAGAUCGAACACGACAUCCACUAUCAGACCGUGUACAACCUGACCGACUACAUCCUAACCUCUCUCUUCGCCAACGGCUACCGAGCGGUGACGGUGGGCAAGUGCCUCGGCGAUCCUGUCGAGAACUGGUACCGCCAGGGACCCAACGGCAGCAUCACCGUGCCGACCACCUCAGUGGCCCCUCCCGAGUCCACUAGCACCAUGCCCACGGACCCGACGAGGACGACCAUCUCUGUCGCCCCGACGCACAGCGGCCCGAGCAUCGACGGCACUUGCGGCAACGGCGUGACGUGCGCCGGCACAGAGUUCGGCUCCUGCUGCUCCGUCUUUGGAUGGUGCGGUGACAGCUACGACCACUGCUCCUCCGAAAAAGGCUGCCAGCCCGAGUGGGGAAGCUGUGAUGGGACACCGAGCACGACGACCAUCCCUUCCUCGCAGACCACGUUCUCUACCAAGACCAAGACUAGCUCCACAAAGACAGGUGAUCCAUCAACGUCAUCCGCCGAGCCGACGCAAACCGGUCUCCCAGUCAGCACCGACGGACGCUGCGGUCCCGAAGUGAAGCAGACAUGUACGGGCAGCGAAUUCGGGCAGUGCUGCAGCCUGUCGAGUAAGUGCACCGACAACGCUCUCUCGUGCAUACCUCUCCUGGGGUGUCAGGAGGACUAUGGGACUUGUAGUAGUACAUUACAUGAUCGAGUUUGACGGGAUAGAGCUGUGCAGAGCGAUACGGUCAUUUUGGGGUUGAGAGAACAGGUCGUGUCAGGCGGGAUUGAGCAUUGGCGACACAACCUAUACAACCUGUUGUCUCGGUUCCGUGACCGUCGGGGCGGUGAUGGAUCGGGUGGGAUGUAGUGAGUGAGACACUGUUAGUUGUCAUUCAGAAAAACAAAAAUGUGCCUUUAACAGCAUGC
Molecule: messenger RNA, 1366 nt
Organism: Thermothelomyces thermophilus ATCC 42464
Lineage: Eukaryota; Fungi; Ascomycota; Sordariomycetes; Sordariales; Chaetomiaceae
Product: carbohydrate esterase family 4 protein
Exons: 4
Coding region: 123-1157 (344 amino acids)
Biological process (GO): carbohydrate metabolic process
Molecular function (GO): chitin binding; hydrolase activity, acting on carbon-nitrogen (but not peptide) bonds
Source: RefSeq, a predicted model, not a curated record